This is a messenger RNA of Drosophila subpulchrella, 330 nucleotides long. RefSeq lists its product as uncharacterized. Lineage: Eukaryota; Metazoa; Arthropoda; Insecta; Diptera; Drosophilidae. The record is from RefSeq and is a predicted model, not a curated record.
AUGUCUUGCAAUUGUUACCAGAGUAUUUCGGUCAGUCUCAUGAACGAAACCAUGUGCCUCACCUUGGGAAUUGGUAUACCCAGUGGAACCAUAGAUUUGGAAGCUACCUCGGAUGGAACUUCGGUGGGCACGUUCUCCAUAAACCCCUUGACACCGCCUACAUAUUCUCCUGUGAUCUCCCUGGCAUCUUUGGACAUGUGCCUCAAAAUAAAAGUCCAGGUGAAGGGUGCUGCGGUCAAGGCCUGUCCCACCUUAUAUACCAACUACAGUACCAGUCGAUACGAUUUUCCCUGCAUUCAAAAAGGAAUGAAUGGUGUUAGUCUGGUCUAA